Maylandia zebra (zebra mbuna) is the source of this 4582-nucleotide messenger RNA. It is a transcript of the gene psip1b, whose product is annotated as PC4 and SFRS1 interacting protein 1b. The record is from RefSeq and is a predicted model, not a curated record. Lineage: Eukaryota; Metazoa; Chordata; Actinopteri; Cichliformes; Cichlidae.
CGUGACACGAACACAGAGGUCAAUAUGGCGACGUGCAUUAGAGGAUAGCUUAGUAACAAGAAGCCUUGUUGUUUCGUGUUUUUUGUCCGCGGUGCCAGGCGGCAGUCGUUCUGUGUGCAGUGUUUGAUUCCUGCUGUGCGACCGAGCUCUGAAGCAACAGGAUGCCGGGAAAAAACGGCGACCAGUUCAAACCCGGAGACCUGGUGUUCGCCAAGAUGAAGGGCUUCCCUCACUGGCCGGCGAGGAUCUGUAAGUCGGACGAGGGGUACAAGAAGCGAGUCCCCGUCUUCUUUUUCGGCACCCAUCAGAUAGGCUUCCUGCCGCCGGAGAACAUCGUCCCUUAUGUGGGAAACAAGAUGAAGUAUGGCAGCGGCGUUCGCAUCAAAGGCUUCACCGAGGGCAUGUGGGAGAUCCAGAACACGCCUGGAGUCGGGAGUAAACUCAAAGUACCGGGGAAGACAAACACAGAAAGUACACCAGCAAAACCGGCUUCCGCAACCAAAGCUACUCCAGCUAAACCAACCCCAGCACCUAAAACUACACCUGCCAAAUCACCCAAGGCUACACCUGCCAAGUCCGCACCAGCGACCAAAUCUACACCCUCUAAACCGACGUCUGCUGCUAAAAGUCCAACUCCAAGCGCUGUCACUAAAUCUUCCCCCAGCAGAUCCGAGUCGGCCAGUAAAGCUGCCGCCGACAGGCGGCGCACAGGAGGCGAAAAGGAAGCUGCUGUUAAAACUCCCACACGAGUUUCAUCAAGAUUGGCUGCAGAGCAAAGUGAGGAGUCCAAGCAGGCUUCCACCCCUGCUGCAGACACUGCAGAGACCGUUGCGACUGCUCGAACCAGAAGGUCGGCAAGCGGCGGUCCGUCUGCAGGAGGGAGUGCAGGUGAACGCACCGCCUUGGCCAAGACAGACAAAGAGACAGGAGCGGUCAAAGCUUCAGUGGGUGAAACCACAGCGAGUAAAGAAAAGGCUAAAAGCACAACUGAAGCAGAACCCAGACAGGCUGAAGCCUCCAAAGAAGCUGCAAGUGAAGUGACGACCAGGAGCCGAGCAGAAGAGCCGAAGCUGAACACGCAUGGAGUGAUGCUGCCCAUUCUUUUGAAUAAAGUUUCAUGUUUUCCUCGUCUCCGUCAGAUCAAUGUGAAGCUGCAGAAGAUGGAACCUGCUCUGAUGACGACCGGUGGAAGGAGGGAGGAGGAGGAGGAGGAGGAAAAGAAAGAGAGCAGAGACUUCAAGCGCCGAAAUGAAGAGAAGGUGGAGAAGAAGGAGGAGGAAAAGGAAGACAGCAGAAGAGUAAGGACAAGGAGAGAUGAGAGGGAGGAGCAGAAGAAAGAGGGCCGAGGAGUGAAGAGGAGGAAGGAGGAGGAGGACGAGAAGAAGGUGGAUGAGGGGAAGGAGAAGGAAGAUGACAAAGGAGUCAAGAAGAGAAGAGAGAAGAAAAACGAUGAGGAGGUGGUCCAGAGGAAAACGAAUGCGAAAGAGGAAGGAGAAAAAGAAGAGGCCCGAGGAGUCAAGAGGAAGAGCGAAGGGGAGGUGCAGAAGAAAAGUCAGGACAGCAGCGAGGAAAAGGCAACGAUGGAGAGACGAUCAUCAAAAAGACACAAGGAACAGGAAAAGGGAACAGAGGAGGAAGGAGUAAAGACGAGUCCAGCUGAGAAGGAGGAGGAGGAGGAGGAGAAGCAGAAGAGAGACAGGAGCACAGAGGGCAAAGAAACAAGGAGGAUGAAAGAAAAAGAGGCGGAGAAAGCGAGGAAGGAUAUUUCAGAGGAAAAGAAAGAUGUGAAGAGUAAGGAGGUGGAGGAAGAGGGGGAGAAGAGGAGAGACAGGAGGCUGGAAGCCAGAGAAAUGAGAAGGACGAAAGAAAAGGAGGAGCAGCAGAAAACGAGAAAUGACACAUCAGAAGAAAAAAAUUUAAGAACAGAGGAGGAGAAGGUGGUUGAAAAGGAGAAAAUAAGUAGGGACACCAGUGAGGCCCGAGAAACGAGGAGGACAAGAGAAAAGGAGGCGCUUCGGAAGAUGAGGACGGAUGCUUCACAGAAAAGGAAAGAUUUAGGAAGAGAAAAGGCGGCGAAGAAGUUGGAAGAGGAGAAGACAAGGAGAGAAAGGAGCACAGAGGCCCGAGAAACGAGGAAAACAAGAGAAAAGGAGGUGCAGCAGAAAACGAGAAACGAUCAUUCAGAAGAAAAAGAUUUAGGAAGAGAGAAGGAGGAGCAGAAGGUGGAAGAGGAGACGACAAGGAAAGACACCAGCCCGGAGCCCAAAGAAAUGAGGAGGACGAGAGAAAAGGAGGCACUUCAGAAGAUGAGGAAGGAUGAUUCAGAUGAAAGGAAACAGUCAAGAAGAGAGAAGGAGGUGAAGAAGGUGCAGCAGAAGGCGAGGAAGGAUGUUAUAGAAGCAAAGAAAGAUUUAAGAAGAGAAGAGGAGCAGAAGAAAAAGGUGGAAGAGGAGAAGAGGGAGAGGAGAUCUGAGGGAGAGAAGCAGAAGGAGAAAACUGAGAGGGAGAAAAGAGGAGGUGCUGCUCCAGACGAUGAGCGACAGCGCCACCUGGCCGCCAAGAGGGAGAGCGUGUUAAAGUCUCUGAGGGGUCUGCUGAAGGCCGGGAGAGGAGGGAGGAGGAGGGAGGCAACGAGGAGCGCUCUGAGAGGCGGCGACGGAGCGAAGAGGAGGAGGACAGGAAGCCCGACAAGGUCAGAGUGGAGGAGUGCGAAGGAGUCGACCUCAGCCAAGAAAACAUCAGAGAAGAAGAAGGAAGGAGCCAAGAAGGGGAACGGCAGGACAUCGCAGAAGAUGAAGGUAGAAGAAAAGUUGGAGAAAAGUCGAGAUGUGGAGCUGAAGACAAAGGAAAAGGAGGAGGAGAAGAAGACUGAUGAAGAAAAGAAGGAGGAGAGAAAAAUAAUUGGAAAGAUCGUCAAGGCAACAGCUGGGCAGGGUCCGAAGGUCCAGGUGAAGACGAUGAUGGGAGGAAUGACCGUGAGGGAAGAGGAGAAGGUGGGAGGAACAUCUGCAAAGGAGGGGGAGAAGAAGAAAGAGGAGAAGGUGGAAAAGAAAAGAAGUUUGGAGAAAGAGAAGAAGAAGGACGCUGAAGAAAAAGAGAAGUCGGAUGAUGGGAGCUCGAAGAAAAGCAUCGAGGUCCAGAUGAAAUCUGAAAGAACUCAAGCGGAGGAGAAAAAAGCCAAGAGCGUGACGGAGGCUGCGAAGAAAAACGAGGAGCGCAAGGAGGAGGGGGAAGCAGCAGCAGCAAGAAGAAAAGAACAGGAGGGUGAAGAAAAGAAGAAGGACGAGGCGGAGAAACCAAAAAAGGCGGAAAAUGCAGAAAAACGCAAAACGCAAAAAACAACGGGCGAGAAGAAAUGUGAAGGCGCGGAGCCGGGCGGGCAGAGGAAGACCGGCGAGGAGAAGGAAAGUGACGGAGCGAGCCAACCCGAGACGUCAGCAGCAGUGGAGAAGAGCGCUGGAGGAGAAGGUAACCCGGUAAAGGAGCAGCAGAAGAAGCGCUCGACGGUGACGCUGACGGACUCGACGCUACACCGGAUCCACGGAGACAUCCGGAUCUCUCUGAAGAACGACAAUCCCGACAUCAGCAAGUGUCUGGCGGCGCUGAAUCAGCUCAGUAUGGUUUAUGUGACGUCUCAACACGUCCAGAGGCACAGCGAGCUCGUCGCCACGCUCAGGAAGAUGCGUUACUACCGGGCAAACCAGGACAUCAUGGACAAGGCGUCGAUGCUCUAUAACCGCUUCAAGAACGCCUUCCUGGUGGGGGAGGGGGAGGAGGUGGUGAGCGCCGCCUUUCUGCGCUCGCUGCUGGAGGAGAAGGAGGAGGAGGAGGCGCAGAGGGUGGAGCGCUGUAUGGAGAAGGUGAGGAAGGAGGGGCUGCUGCACGAGGCGAAGAGAAGUAUGGGGCAGGUGAACAAGAAGAGGAAUAACGGAGGAGAAGAUGGAGAGGAGAAAGCUGAAGCUCCAGUGGACUCCUCCUGACGGCUCAUGAUCACUGGAAGCAGCCUGGACCGGACCAACUGCUACUGGGGGGAGCAACACAGACACACAAUAGGAUUUUCCAAAACCACUUACCUCAUUGGGCAGUAGCGUGCUUACCUGUUUAACUUCUCGCAGUGUGGACUGUCACACCUUAGCAGGUGUGCUGUUCUUACCCCACAGCUUGUUGUGCUAAGGCCACCUUAUUAAGUUAUUAAGCGCUUUGGAGCAGCUGAUUUUAUUUUAACUGGAUGUUUAUCUAUUUUCCACUUUAAUGUAAUGAGCGUUAAACUGACGGCGAGAGCAUUACACACCUAAGCAUUAAUGUGUACCUGCUGUUUAAGCUGACGUCCUGUUGCUGUGACAUUUAGAGGCGAGAUUUUCCUGCACCUGACACAGUUCUGACUCUGUCAUCUCUUAUGAAGUUUUUUGUCAUCGCCGUCACUGGGGCUGAUAUUUUUUCUUUCUUUUUUUAAACUGAAGCAUUAAACCUUGAGAUGCACGAGGCCUACAGACGGUUCUGGCCGUUUUAAUUUUUUUGGUUUUUUUGUGAUUCAAUGAUGUGUUUUUAUUCCUUUUAGCAGUUUUAUUCCUGUUAUCUUGGU